CCUGGAGGGGGCGGAGCGGGGCCCGCGAGCCGAGCAGCCAGGCAACGGCGGUGGCCCCCGGAACCCCAGAGUUUCCAGUAUGGCUUCUGCACCAACUUCUAAAUAUAAUUCACACUCCUUGGAGAAUGAGUCAAUUAAGAGGACUUCUAGGGAUGGAGUUAAUCGGGAGCUCAGUGAGGCUAUUCCUCGACUUCCAGGGGAAACUUGGAUUACUGACAAAGAAGUUAUUUACAUAUGUCCUUUCAAUGGCCCCAUUAAGGGAAGAGUUUACAUCACAAAUUAUCGUCUUUAUUUACGAAGUUUGGAAAUGGAUUCUGCUCUAAUACUUGAUGUUCCUCUGGGUGUGAUCUCAAGAAUUGAAAAAAUGGGAGGCGCGACAAGUAGAGGAGAAAAUUCCUAUGGUCUAGAUAUUACUUGUAAAGACAUGAGAAACCUGAGGUUCGCACUGAAACAGGAAGGCCACAGCAGAAGAGACAUGUUUGAGAUCCUCACAAGAUACGCCUUUCCCCUGGCCCACAGUCUGUGCGUGAGGAUGGUGAAGGAAGAGGAAUCUGGGGCAGAGGCAAGAACCUGAGCCUUGACACAGCAGAGGGAAAGCCGGAAGCACUGCCAGGUGCUGAGGGGAGCCAGUGAGGUGUGGCAGG
Manis javanica (Malayan pangolin) is the source of this 644-nucleotide messenger RNA. NCBI's taxonomy places the organism in Eukaryota, Metazoa, Chordata, Mammalia, Pholidota, Manidae. The record is from RefSeq and is a predicted model, not a curated record.